CUUUCCCUUCUCCAACUUAUUGACAGACAGGGGCAAAUGUAUUCUUAACAUUUCUUCUGUUGUAAAUUUGCUGGAUAAAAGCCCUAUUCUUAUCCUCAAAUUAGCUGGGUCAGUCUGACCUGUUUAAUUUAUUUCUUUCUUCAGAUGAUGAAUUAUACGGUGGUUUACUUUCUUUUGAAGGUUAAGUGAGUCUGUUUCAAUCAAAAUGAAAGACCUACGGUCAUACUUGAGAGACCAGGUCUACUCUAUAAUCUCCAACAUUAAGUCUUUUUUUGUUCAUUUUGGGGUAUACUUUUCCAGUUAAAAGGUAGCCAGGCCCUUCACUAUAGCUCUAUUGUUUUUCUUUGGCAGUCUUUUGGUGAGAAGUUCAGGCAUUUAACGGCACUUGAAGGCCUAAAUUGGUAGUGUAACCAAGCAACCGGAGAAGAAACAGGGGCACAGCAGUGGCGACACAGGAGACGGACACAAACUGUAGCCAGGCUAGAGGCAGACUACUCUGGUGCAGUCCAGGAUGAGAACGCCUCCAGACCUCCUCGCUGUAAUGGCUACCAGUAUAGUGGAUGACACUAGCGUGUCUGGAACCCUGCUGCUGCUGCUGCUCUGUCUCCUGCUCAUCACGACCCGGUGCCUCACUAACGCCUCACACAUACCAGGUCCUUUCUUCUGGGCUGGUCUGGGUCCAAUCAUGUCCUACUCUAGGUUCAUCUGGAGUGGGAUAGGAACAGCCUGUAACUACUACAACAAGAGAUAUGGGAGUAUGGUUCGGGUCUGGAUCAACGGAGAAGAGACUCUCAUUCUUAGCAAGUCCUCUGCUGUCUACCAUGUCCUGAAGAGUGCCCACUACACAGCCCGGUUUGCCAGUAAACAGGGACUGCAGUGUAUCGGGAUGGACGGGAGAGGUAUCAUCUUCAACAGCGACAUACCACUCUGGAAAAAAGUGAGGACAUAUUUUGCGAAAGCUCUGACAGGACCUGGUCUGCAGAGGACAGUAGGGAUCUGUGUGAGUGCUACAGACAGACACCUGGAGCGUCUGCAGGAGAUGACUGACCCCUCCGGACACGUAGAUGUUCUCAACCUGCUGAGAUGCAUCGUAGUGGACAUUUCUAACAAACUGUUCCUCCGGGUGCCUCUCAACGAGAAAGAGCUGCUAUUGAAGAUUCAACACUACUUUGACACCUGGCAAACGGUUCUGAUCAAGCCUGAUAUCUUCUUCAAAUGUGGAUGGAUGUACAAGAGGCACCAAAAAGCAGCCAAGGAUCUACAGGAUGUGAUGGAAAGCCUUAUUGAAACCAAAAGAAGAAUUAUCAGUGAAUCUGAAAAACUGGAUGAUGAUAUUGACUUCACCUCAGAACUCAUCUUUGCCCAGAACCAUGGAGAGCUGUCGGCGGACGACGUGAGACAGUGUGUGUUGGAGAUGGUGAUAGCAGCCCCAGACACUCUGUCCAUCAGUCUGUUCUUCAUGCUCAUGCUGCUGAAGCAGAACCCUGAGGUGGAGAUGAGGAUUGUAGAGGAGAUCAGCACUCUCAUAGGAGAGAAGGAUGUCAUGACAGUUGACUUCCAGAACUUCAGAGUGCUGGAGAGUUUUAUCAAUGAGUCCAUGAGGUUCCAUCCUGUGGUAGACUUCACCAUGAGGAAGGCGCUGGAAGAUGACGUCAUCGAUGGGACUAAGGUUUCCAAGGGAACCAACAUCAUCCUCAACAUAGGGCUCAUGCACAAAACUGAGUUCUUCCCCAAACCCAACGAAUUCAGCUUGGAGAACUUUGAUAAAACUGUGCCCAGUCGUUUCUUCCAGCCGUUCGGCUGUGGCCCCCGCUCCUGUGUGGGUAAACACAUCGCCAUGAUGAUGAUGAAGGCUGUCCUGGUGACGCUGUUGGCGCGGUACACGGUGUGUCCUCGUCAUGGCAACACACUGAGCAGCAUCAGGCAGACAAACAACCUUUCACAGCAACCCGUGGAGGAUGAACACAGUCUGGCAAUGAGGUUCAUACCAAGACAGAUGACCACAACCUAACCACAACCACUACUGACCACAACCACCACUGACCACAAUCACCACUGACCACAAUCACUACUGACCACAAUCACUACUGACCACAAUCACUACUGACCAAUAUAACCUGUCCUGAUCAACAACCUGUCACAGCAACCUGUUGAGAAUGAACAUGAACACAGCCUGACCAUGAGGCUCAUACCCAGAAUGACACAAGCAGCCUCCACUGACCACAACCAGCCACCACUGACCACAAUCAGCCACCACUGACCACAACUAGUCACCAGCCUCCACUGACCACAACCAGCCUCCACUGACCACAAUCAGCCUCCACUGAACACAACCAGCCUCCACUGAACCCAACCAGCCUCCACUGACCACAACCAGCCUCCACUGACCACAACCAGCCACCACUGACCACAACCAGCCUCCACUGACCACAACCAGCCACCACUGACCACAACCAGCCACCACUGACCACAACCAGCCACCAGCCACCACUGACCACAACCAGCCACCAGCCUCCACUGACCACAACCAGCCUCCACUGACCACAACCAGCCUCCACUGACCACAACCAGCCUCCACUGACCACAACCAGCCUUCACUGACCAUAACCAGCCACCAGCCUCCACUGACCACAACCAGCCUCCACUGACCACAACCAGCCUUCACUGACCAUAACCAGCCUCCACUGACCACAACCAGCCUCCACUGACCACAACCAGCCUCCACUGACCACAACCAGCCUCCACUGACCACAACCAGCCUCCACUGACCACAACCAGCCACCAGCCUCCACUGACCACAACCACUACUGACCACAAUCACUACUGACCACAAUCACUACUGACCAAUAUAACCUGUCCUGAUCAACAACCUGUCACAGCAACCUGUUGAGAAUGAACAUGAACACAGCCUGACCAUGAGGCUCAUACCCAGAAUGACACAACCAGCCUCCACUGACCACAACCAGCCUCCACUGACCACAACCAGCCUUCACUGACCAUAACCAACACUGACCAAACUGACCACAACCAAUACCAACCACACUGACCUGACUGGUGGAGGACAAACACAGCCUCACCGUGCCCAGAAUGGUCACACAUUUCUCUGGCCACUUGAUCACAGCCGCUGAGACACACCUAGCACUGACCAUAUAAAUGUAAAUACACAAGUUACCAAGACAGUACAAACAGAUAUGGGACCAGGUACUACUACUGCUGGGCUAUAGUCGAUACUUUUUCUGUUACUAUCCCACAACUGUAAUACAGUACUGCUACACUAGACUACAUUUUAACACUAGUCUGUGCGUUUUUCUACUUAUUUUCUUGUUUGAAAAAUUACAAUUUCUAGUUGUUUUUAAAACCAUGUCAUUAAAAUGUAUAAACAAUUGUUUGUAUCAUGUGCAUAACUACUGUAAACAUUUACUCAAUAAAAUUACAAUUGUGUAUAAAUAUCUUUAUAAAACAAGUUUUAUCCUCA
Messenger RNA from Salvelinus fontinalis (brook trout), 3475 nucleotides. RefSeq names its product brain aromatase (gene cyp19a1b). Lineage: Eukaryota; Metazoa; Chordata; Actinopteri; Salmoniformes; Salmonidae. The coding region runs from base 512 to 2011 and encodes 499 amino acids. The transcript has 11 exons. Gene Ontology annotation, molecular function: iron ion binding; monooxygenase activity; oxidoreductase activity, acting on paired donors, with incorporation or reduction of molecular oxygen. The record is from RefSeq and is a predicted model, not a curated record.